Molecule: messenger RNA, 2075 nt
Organism: Haliotis rufescens (red abalone)
Lineage: Eukaryota; Metazoa; Mollusca; Gastropoda; Lepetellida; Haliotidae
Product: alpha-actinin A-like
Exons: 12
Coding region: 120-1673 (517 amino acids)
Molecular function (GO): enzyme regulator activity; calcium ion binding
Source: RefSeq, a predicted model, not a curated record
AUUCAAAGGUUCAAUACAAGUUUUAAUUUGUUAAACGUAGUGAGAGCACGUUGAAACACACUGUCAUUUUUGUUGUGCUCCUUGAGGCUUCAGCUGUGCAACUACCGACUGGAAACAACAUGCAGUCAGCAGACCAACUUACAGAGGAACAGAUAGCAGAAUUCAAAGAGGCCUUCAGUCUUUUCGACAAGGAUGGCGACGGAAGUAUUACAACCUCGGAGCUUGGAACCGUAAUGAGGUCACUCGGACAGAACCCCACUGAAGCAGAGUUACAAGAUAUGAUCGCCGAAGUGGAUGCUGACUGCAAUGGAACAAUUGACUUUCCUGAAUUCCUUGCCAUGAUGUCCAAGAAGAUGAAUGAAAGUGAUGGGGACCAGGAAAUUAGAGAGGCAUUCCGAGUGUUCGACAAGGACGGCAACGGUUUCAUCAGUGCAGCUGAGUUGAGGCAUGUCAUGACAAACUUGGGCGAGAAGUUGACAGAUGAGGAAGUAGAUGAAAUGAUUAGGGAGGCAGAUGUUGAUGGUGAUGGACAAGUAAACUAUGAAGAAUUCAAAGAGGCAUUUAGUCUUUUCGACAAAGACGGCGAUGGCACCAUCACAACCAAGGAGUUGGGAACCGUCAUGAGGUCACUAGGUCAGAACCCAACAGAGGCAGAGUUGCAAGACAUGAUCAACGAAGUAGAUGCUGAUGGCAACGGUACCAUAGAUUUCCCAGAGUUCCUCACCAUGAUGUCCAGGAAGAUGGGCAACAACGACUCAGACGAGGAACUGAGGGAAGCGUUCCGGGUGUUCGACAAGGACGGCAACGGUUUCAUCAGUGCAGCUGAGUUGAGGCAUGUCAUGACAAACCUGGGCGAGAAGUUGACAGAUGAGGAAGUAGAUGAAAUGAUCAAGGAGGCAGAUAUUGAUGGUGACGGACAAGUAAACUAUGAAGAGUUCCAGGAGGCCUUUGGACUGUUUGAUAAAGAUGGCGAUGGUAGCAUCACCACAAUUGAGCUUGGGAUAGUGAUGAGGUCACUCGGGCAGAACCCCACGGAGGCAGAGCUACAGGACAUGAUUAACGAGGUGGACGCUGACGGUAACGGCAACAUCGACUUCCCGGAGUUCCUUACGAUGAUGCAGAAAAAGUUGAGUUCCAGAUCGGACUCGGAGGAGGAGGUGAGGGAGGCGUUCAAGGUGUUCGACAAGGACUGUAACGGAUUCAUCUCCGCCUCCGACCUCAAACAGGUUGAGAAUCUUACCGAUGAGCAGAUUUCAGAGUUCAAGCAGUGCUUUGCUUAUAUGGACAAAGAUGGGGACGGUAUGAUCACCUGUAAGGAGCUGGGAACCGUCAUGAGGUCACUAGGUCAGAACCCAACAGAGGCAGAGUUGCAAGACAUGAUCAACGAAGUAGAUGCUGAUGGAAACGGAACGAUUGAUUUUGAUGAGUUUCUGACGAUGAUGUGUCGACGUAUAAACACUUAUGACGAAGAGAGCGAGUUGAGAGAGGCGUUUGACGUAUUUGACCAAGAUGGCGACGGCCGGAUAUCCGUAGAAGAACUGCGUGUGACCCUAAGGGAGCUUGGCAAGGUCAUAGAAGACGACGAUGUUCAAGCCAUGAUAACACACGCAGAUAUUGACGGGGACGGGAAGGUCAAUUUUAUAGAGUUCGUAAAAAUGAUGAAAAACGAAUGAACCGGUAAACUCCCAAAGGCAUGGGUAGGAAUCAUGUUGGCUCUCAGUGAAAAUGAACCCUAUACACAGGAGAAAUCGAAUCUUACAGAACACCAUUUCACGAGGACGUUUUGCUCAUGGUGGAGAGCCGUCAACUAGAGCUGCUAGUUUUGCUAUGCAACACAGUCUUUGGUGAAAUUAGUUCAGGGAAAAAAACUGUAUGUAAUCAAGAUGUGACACUGAUCUCCGAUAAAUCGAUAACUGUAAUGUUACAUACGGAGUACGUGUCCUGGAUGCGGAAGCUGAAUACUCGCAGAAAAUAAACGCGCAUGUUUAUUGUGUAUACUUUUCUCGAUAGAUAUCUUUUAGUUUGUUUAGUUUUUACCCUUGUUUCAAUAAACGUUGUUUGAUAACAUUUUCAAA